AUGUGCUGUAGAAAUAGUGGUCUACAUCAUCUCGGCAAGAACGGGCAGAGCAACAAUGCAAUUCAGGGCCAGCAACCGGACCCUUAUGCAGAGAAAAAUUUGAGAAUUCAUUUUAUAGCUGGUCUGAAAGAUGUAAACCUCAAGAAUUCAGCGAGAGGCUACCGAACAGCUUCGUUUAAAGAGCUGGUAGAACUUUUAGAAGAGGAUAGUGUUCGUAUGUACCAUCUUAAAAAUAUUGAAAAACGGUUGCAGUCGUGGCGUUGGGCUAAUAAGCAACAACCGGAAAACUAUUGCACCAGCUUCAAUGAAUAUGAUUGCUACGCUGAACAGUCUUGUCAGCGGGAUUUUUAUAACAAUAAUAACGACCGGUAUGUCAACUCAAAUGGUCCGAUUAACCAAGACGUUGAAGAUGACCUCAGCGCAAUAAAUUACAAUGACAAAAAUUUCGAAAUUUUCCAGAAUGAGGAAAACGUUAGCAAUUGUAGCAAUUCGAUAAUGGGAGACUUCGAAAACUUGAAAGGAAAUCUUCCGGAACAAUAUUAUACGCAAAAAAUUGAAUAUGAUCAUUCACCGCAAAUGCAUGCGAGAACGAACUGGUCCGAUUAUGAUCGGAAUAUUGACACUAACAAACAAGAACCAUAUGUUAACUACGAACAAGUGGGUCAUUAUGGAGACCAAAGUAACGAAGUAAGUGUGAAUUGCGUUAUAAACAAUAAAGAAAGCGCAAAUAAUAAUUUAAUACAUCAUGAUAGAAGAUAUUACGACCUCGAACGGUCUUUCACCAUGACGGAAAACGGUAAUAAUCCAGUUCCGAUGUUACCGGAUGAAAAUGAGUUAUUGCAUCAGCAAGAAAAAGUUUGCACUACCACAGAUUUGGAGAAAGUGCAUAAUGACGAAUUAGAAGAAAUAAAUUUGACAGAUAAGGAAGGUCAAAUGGAAGUAAGGGAUAAUAAAACGCCCACAAUGAUAACGCAUGAAAGUACAAUUAUAGUUGAGGAAGCGUGCCAAACAGAGCAAGCGAUCACGAAUAGUAAUGUUGAAACUCAUGAUGAUGAGAAAAGUAGUAAAACGAAAAAUAUUGUUGACUUAGAAGAGGAGAACGACAAUAAUUAUGUUACAUGUACGGGAAAAAAUUCUGAGGAUGAUCAAGAACACAACGAAGAAAGAUGCAUAAAUAGUGUGAUCCCACAAUGCGGAUCAGAAAAUAUUACGGAAGUUCAACAUGUCAAUGGCAUUGAUAAAAGCCCGUUGAGGGAAAAUAACUACUUUGGGUAUAAUUAUGGGAAUUAUGUCAAUGACGAAAAUUCCGUAGACUCCGGUUUUAAGGAGCAAACCGGAGAAAACGAUAACGACAACCAGUAUAGCUUAGCUGAGGGCGAAAGCGAAAGUAAUCAGUUACGGGAAAGCCCUAUCGUGUCCGACGUCGAAUACUUACGCGAGAAACCGGGUAUAGCCAACGAACAGAACCCCUCGUCGAAGCUCGAGAUCAUAAAACACUCGAGUCCGCGUAGACGACCGGUAGCGAGCGACGUGUCGUAG
Topomyia yanbarensis is the source of this 1539-nucleotide messenger RNA. Its product is annotated as suppressor of Mek1-like. The transcript has 3 exons. Lineage: Eukaryota; Metazoa; Arthropoda; Insecta; Diptera; Culicidae. Bases 1 to 1539 code for a protein of 512 amino acids. The record is from RefSeq and is a predicted model, not a curated record.